GUCGCAUAAGAGCAAUUGCCAUGCCAAGAACGAGUCCGUGGGUUUUUCGUUCUUCUGUUCUCCUCUUUCCUACUUCACUCUCGCUUGGUCCGCUCGUCACACUCACGCAGCUGCACGUGGACUGGACAGAGCGCGACUUGUCACAGCAACAAUCGUUGUUUCCUUCACGCAAACAAAAGCAUUGAUGUCACCCCACACCGUCUCCGCAAUUGGCUGUGCCUCAUUCGAGACCCUUUUCGCGCUCUCGAACUUUCCCUGUGACACAACCAGGUUCCCAACUCUGCCCAACCUAAGAGCUCCAACCCCUUCACCCCACCCCUGCGACCAGCUUCAACACCGGCCGCUACACCGCAGCUUCGCCCAACAUGCCUCGUAGGCAAUUUGUGGCCGACUUGGCCGCCGCUGUAGAGGGUGUCUCUGUUGCAGGCAUCUCGGCCGUGCAACCGGGCGGCGACGAUGGCGAGUUCACCUUCAUUUGCGUCGCUGACGGCCACAACCUCGAAAUAUCCGCUCUGAUACCCGAGCUGUCUGACUAUCCCUCGAGCCACAUGUGUAUGGUCUUUGGUCCCGAUAAUGCGUCCGCCAAAGUUGCCAGUACCCUGGCUGACAUCUCGGCAACUGGAAAGACGGUGCAGCAGAUCCUGGAACUUGUGUCCCGCAAGCUGGAGUCGACUGACAAGGAUGGCGACCAGCAAAUGCUCAACUCACAAAACUUCGAUGGUCUCGAACACGGAUCAGAUGACGAUGACGACUAUGAGGAGGAGUACUUCCCUGGAGACGAAGACAUGCUACCAAAGCCCUUCAUCAAUGGCCACCAAACCUUGGCUGCCGGAACCUUCACAGAGCCCACUGCUGCUUUCAGGCAACGCAUUCGCCGCGAUCUCCUGGCAGCAAAGAGCAGUGGCUUCAAGGUUGGCCAUCUGGGUGGUCUGAUGGACGGCCUGGGAUGCUACAUCAGCAUCUCCAUCCGCAUCGCAAAGCUAGGCAUUUCGGAGGAAGCUAUGCAGGCAUGGCAGUUGGAGCCCACGGAGUACCUCAUUGCGUUGUUCCACUACCCAGCCGGAUACAAGACCAUGGAUGAUCUUCGAUCAUACGACGCCAGCCAGACGCAACGCAACUUCGGCAUUCGCAUCGGCAUCUCCAAGUCUUACAAGCCUACCCUACAGGAAGCUGUACAGGCUUUUACCGUGCUCAGCAGAGAGGAUGAGAAGCAUCGUGAUGAGUCGCAGCAGGCAGAGUUCCAGCAGCAGACUACAGUGCAACCAGGUUUCCGGCACUCCUUCAUCUCGAGACCUUUGAAUGAGCUGCUGGCCCAACGUUUUCAUAUGCUUCUCAAGUACCGAUAUGCAGGAAUGCCAUGGAAUGGAGCCGAGCUGUUCUACAACGAUCAGAUACUGCGACCAAUGAGCACACAUUCCGAAGGCUCAGAGGACAAGUACUAUGCCCCCGAAGCGAUCAGCACGGCAUUCCCUCCUCUAAUCACAGCCGAUCACAUCCAGCAGACGACCGGUCAAGAACACUCGUUACCUAUUGUGGGCAUGCAGUUCGUUCUCAGGCACUUUGUGCGCUGUACCGAGUUCUGUCUUAUCUGCUUCAGCAAGAUGGCCGAUGAUCUCCAAGCGAUCAAGCCGUACGUCUGCGACAACCCGCUAUGUCUCUACCAAUACAUGUCGUUAGGAUUUGGACCAAGUAUAGAGCAUGAGGUUCUCUCUCAGCCAAAGGUGGUAGAUUUGCUUGUCAGCUUCUGUUACUCCAGUGCACGCCAGUCCAGAUUAAAGGACUUCCCUGCUGGUCUUGCUCUGAUGGUUCCUCCCUCUUCAUCCUACGAAGAAGACUACGUUCUGAACCAGUACCGGGGUUAUGGCAUGCAGCCGCAGCCACAGUCGCAAAUGCCAAAGACCACACGCGCUGGUCGUGAGCAAGCUCCGAUAAAAAUGAGGUUCAACCUGGACAAUCGAGAGAUUCUAUUCGAAGACAAGUCUAAGCCGUGCCCUGUGCGGGUAAACGAAUGGAUCACACUGCGAUUCGACGAUGACCCCGGCAAAGCCUUACACUGUCGCGUGGUAGAUGCCUCCUACUAUCCAUCAGUCAAGGUCUCUGAGCCCCUCGAGCCCGCUGUUGCGACCUUGGAUGGGUCUUCUCGUGGUUAUGGAUAUCAACUAGCUGCUGCGCUACCAUCUCCGGCACCAAAGGCAGCUUUCAAGUCCCCUUGGAACAUAAACGAACUUCGCCCUGCAAAAUUCCAAAUCUACAACCAGAACUUCGACGAUCUCCCAGAGCAAAACAAACGACAGGUCAUUUGUCUCCUUCUCGACCUGCUUCCUCCUGUUAAAGACAUGAGGCAGUAUUUGCUCCGAAAUGCACAAUCCUCGCUUAGUGCCUGGACGGACCGCCUAUCCCCUGCAGCCCUGGGAUUGCUGCGUUGGAUCAUCGCUUCGAAUCGAGCGUGUAUCCUUCAAGUAGAUGUCGAGGAUGAUGCUGCUACAGGUCGCAAGGCUGAGGAUAGAUUAUAUGGGAUGUCAAGAUGGGCGCAGUUCAGAUUUGCCAUGGGCGCACCAGACAAAGAGCGGCGAUUUAUCCAGUCUGUACGAAGCGUCACCGAAAGACUUCACUUGAAGUUCCCCACUUUUUUUGCAUGGCACGGUAGCCCAUUGCACAAUUGGCACAGCAUCAUUCGCGAAGGUCUGCACUUCAAUGAGACCCACCACGGUCGAGCUUACGGCCACGGUGUCUACCACUCUCUGAACGUCAACACUAGCAUAGGUUACUCAGGCUUUGGGGGGUAUGGCUACACUUGGCCGUACAGUGAGCUCAACAUCCAACAAGCUCUAGCAUUGAACGAGAUCUGCAACGCACCCCAAGAGUUCAUCAGCAGGAGCCCACAUCUUGUGGUCGCCCAGCUUGACUGGAUUCAGACUCGGUAUUUAUUCGUCAGCAGUGCUGUCUCUCAGCAAGCUACCAGUUCGGUAGACAAGGGUUCAAUACCGCUGGAGAUCCUGGAACAAGAUCCCGAUGUAACGCCGAUGGGAGGUGAUGGCAAGCUUGUCAUUCCUAUCCGUGCGGUUGCAGGAUCCCGACGACCCAAGUCGCUCAACACUACACAACACAAGAGGCAGAAGGCGGGGGGAACGAGCAAAUAUGAUGCUAUUGAGAUUGACGAUGACGAUACUGCCAGUAUCGCUACGCUGGAUGAAGAUCACAUCGUCUUCGACGACGACUCACCAAAGAACGAACAGUUUGUCGAUCCGCUUCCGACGCCCAAUUCUACCAAAGAUGGCAAGGGCAAAUCGAAAUUGGGCGGGUUCUUCCACAAGCUGAAGCCCUCGAAGCCCUUUACAGAUUACGUCCCUGGAACAUUAGACUACAGUACCCUACCCAUGCUCCAGCAACCAUCGUGGGCCUCCACUACUGCGACGAAGUGCCUGAUGCGAGAGUUCAAAGUCCUGAUCAAGACGCAGAACGAGCAGCCACUGCACGAGCUCGGCUGGCACAUCGACGAGGACAGAAUCGAAAACAUGUAUCAGUGGAUUGUGGAACUACAUUCGUUCGACCUAACGCUACCACUAGCGCAAGACAUGAAAAAGCACGACGUCAACAGUAUCGUCCUGGAAUUACGCUUUGGAAAGGACUACCCGAUGGCGCCUCCCUUCGUUCGGGUCAUUCGCCCGCGCUUCCUAAGCUUUGCAGCUGGAGGUGGUGGCCACGUCACUGCAGGUGGUGCCAUGUGCAUGCAGCUCCUGACGAACGAUGGCUGGAGCGCGGUGUCUUCGAUUGAGUCUGUUCUGGUUCAAGUACGCAUGGCUAUCACCAGCCUUGACCCCAAGCCGGCUCGCCUGGAACGCGGUGGAAGGCACGAUUACGGCGUCGGUGAAGCUGUGGGUGCAUAUAUUCGCGCUUGUGCCAUGCAUGGAUGGACAGUACCUAUUGGAUUCCAAGAGACGGCAUAUGGCGGCGCAGAGGGAUCAGGUCAUUUUGGCUAGUCGCCAGGGAAGCGGAUGGUUUUGAAACAUUCAACUCCAUCGCCACUAAUGGCUCGCUCAGAGUGCUCGGUGUAAAAGGUGCGUAGAAGGAAGUACAUGCAUUGAUGUGCUGGCUACAUCACGGAACUGCGCGUCUUUAGAGCAUACUGCGGCGUUUGGGAUACAUCCAUGGCAUGAGCAUUUGAUAACGGCGCUAGAGGGACUGCAACGAUACCUCACGAACGGACUAGGAGCAGAGGACCGCAUGCAUGGUCAAGGCGUUACGAACAAUACAACAAUGACAUCGAAUGACAUACG
Molecule: messenger RNA, 4277 nt
Organism: Macroventuria anomochaeta
Lineage: Eukaryota; Fungi; Ascomycota; Dothideomycetes; Pleosporales; Didymellaceae
Exons: 3
Coding region: 366-3980 (1204 amino acids)
Molecular function (GO): NAD+ poly-ADP-ribosyltransferase activity
Source: RefSeq, a predicted model, not a curated record